UAUUGAUUAAAUACCUCUUCCAAUAGCUUUUGAAGCCAUGAAUCAGAAAGCAUUCUCUUUAUUAUUCUUCAUAAUCUUUUUUGUCUUAAUUUUCUGCCUAUCCUCAACAACAUCCUCACCAAGAUUAUUAUCAGGUAAUGGUGGUGGCAAUAGUACUAAAACUGAAGUCCAUGGUCAUUCCUCUACUUCAGCUCCUUCAGCAACUGAACAAUCACCCCCUGGAAAAAUUACGCCCGUGCAACCCCAACAAUCGCCACCUGUGCAACCCCAACAAUCGCCACCUGUGCAACCCAAUCAAUCACCACCUGCAAAUGCAGCAACAUCGACAUGCAAUAUGGAGACAUUAGGCGAAUGUAUAAAUGAGAGAAUCUGUGAUGCUUAUAAGGCAAAGGGCCUACCUUGCCCCUGAACUAUGUGAAAUGACUUAAUUUUUCCCUUUCAGUAAUUCCAUUAUUUACUAGCAAAACUGGCUUUGGAACAAUUAAGUCUCUAAUUUAGAGAUUAUAGUCCGAUUAAAUGAUAACUAGCCUAGUUGUACGUACCUAGGGGCUAAGUUUUAUUAUCAUUGCUAUAUUUAUUUUCUUCUGGAAUUCCUGAAUGCUAUGAUCUGUAAUUUUCAUUUUUUUUGCAAGCAAAGAGAAGAGUUGUGACAAUUUAAAUGAAUAAUUAAGUGUUUAUA
Messenger RNA from Nicotiana tabacum (common tobacco), 679 nucleotides. RefSeq lists its product as uncharacterized. Lineage: Eukaryota; Viridiplantae; Streptophyta; Magnoliopsida; Solanales; Solanaceae. The record is from RefSeq and is a predicted model, not a curated record.